Messenger RNA from Lucilia sericata (common green bottle fly), 3792 nucleotides. RefSeq lists its product as uncharacterized. NCBI's taxonomy places the organism in Eukaryota, Metazoa, Arthropoda, Insecta, Diptera, Calliphoridae. The record is from RefSeq and is a predicted model, not a curated record. The transcript has a single exon. The coding region runs from base 1 to 3792 and encodes 1263 amino acids.
AUGGCACCAAAAAAGAAACAUCAAGAAGAUCCUGUAUCAGAUGAUUUAGAUAAACUGAUGCAGCGAAAAGCCAAAGUAGUUGAAAAUAUUGAAAGAAUAAAGAAAUCAAUUUUGGAAAAAACUAUUUCUUUCAAUCCCUUUGAGAUCGAAUGUCGAUUGGAAAUUUUAAAAGAUCAUAUCGAUCAAGCUAUGGAAUUUCAGUCUCAACUGGAUAUUUUAGAUCCAACAAAUGACGACAGAUCCGAGCUUGAAAAUUUAUGUGUAACCACGAAGUCUUUAUUAUUGAGUCUUCAGGCCAAGAAUAGAAGACUAAGUUUUCAGGAAACUUCGUUUAUGCAACCGCAUAAUUCUAGGCUUCCAAAUAUGAGACUUCCUAAAUUCAGCGGAAAAUAUUCCGACUAUAAGAAUUUCAUGAGCUUAUUUGAGAAUUUGGUACAUAAUGACCCAACCUUAACAGAUAUAGAGAAAUUCAAUCACCUGAUAUCUGAUGAAGCUUUAGGGACAGUUAAGGCUUUUCAAGUAACUGAAGAUAAUUACCCCAAGGCAUUAGCGAGUUUGAAGAAAGUUUACGACAAUGACUGUCUAAUCUUUCUGAAAAAUAUUUCAAAAUUAUUUGAUCUUCCUGAGGUUAGUAAACCUUCAGCUCCAGCUUUGAGAAGCAUGAUAGACACAGUUUCCGCUAUUUAUGAUUCAUUGUUGUCAAUUGGUGAUGAUAAAAAGAUAUCUAAUGCAAUAUUGAUUCAUUUAGUGAUGUCGAAAGUUGAUCCAGUCACUAAAUCCAAAUGGGAAGAACAGCUUGAUUUCGAAAGGCUCCCAUUGUGGUCUGACUGCGAGGCUAUGCUAAAUAAAAGGUACCAGCAUAUUUCUGCUGAUGAAUCUUCGGGUGCAAAGCCCAAAAUAUACAAAAAUAAAAAUGAAUUUCUGCCUAAGAAAACUUCAAAGACAUCAUUAGCUGUUACAAAACCUAAGCAAUCUGUAGAAAAAUGCCUAUUUUGCAAAUCUGCUGACCUCAAUAUAUACAAUUGCUCCUAUUUCGUAACGAUUCCAGUUGUUCAAAGAUUUGACUUUGUAAAAGCUAUACCUGCCUGCAUAAAUUGCCUUAAAAAAGGUCAUACAGUAGCAAGGUGUAAUGCUCAGAAAUGCAGAGUUUGUGGUGGAGCACAUAAUAAACUAUUGCAUCGUUAUAGUUCUGAAUCGCAAAGUGCUAAUACCGUUUCUCAUGUAGAUUCUGUGCCAAAUGCACCAACUACUUUAAACAAUGCAGUUAAUCACUCAUCAUCCGAUGAUAAUGUAAUUCUUGCCACAGCAGUGGUAAAGGUGAAGUGCAGUUCUGGCGAUUAUGUACUGGCAAGAGCACUAUUAGAUUCCGGUUCUCAAACAAAUCUGAUUACCGAGGAACUUGCUCAAAAGCUAAGGAUGAAACGAAAAAUAGGCAGAUUGAAUUUAACAGGCAUAGGUGAAGUAAAUUCUAUAGCUAAAUCGAAUGUAGAGAUCUCCGUUAUGUCGAGGGUUAAUUCUACCCAAUUCUUUUCAAAGUUUUGGGUACUAAGUUCAAUUACGAACAUCCAACCUGAUCGCAGGAUUUGCACAACAAACUCGAAUAUUCCAAAAAAUAUUUCCUUAGCAGAUCCUGAAUUUUAUAAACCACAAAAAGUUGAUUUGUUAAUCAGUGGUGAAAUGUUCUUUGAACUUUUAUGUGUUGGACAAAUUAAGUCUAAUCCGAGUCUUCCAGUACUACAGAAAACAUCUCUUGGUUGGAUUGUGGCUGAAAGAUAUAAUCAGCCAAAGGGCUCAUGUUCAAAGGUAUGUAAUAUUAGCAACAUAAUAGAAAAUGAGGAAGCUAUUGAUUCAAUUGUUAAAAAGUUUUGGGAACUUGAAGAAGUUUCCCACGAAAAACAACUAGUGUACAAUGAGGAACAACAGAAAUGUGAGGAAAAUUUUAAGAAUUCAGUUCGACGUUUACCGUCAGAGCGAUUUCAAGUCUCACUUCCUUUCAAAUCGGAUACAAAUCUCUUAGGUUCUUCUUACGAUACGGCUAAACGUCGAUUUUUAGCGCUAGAGCGCAAACUAUCAAAUUAUCAAAACAUGAGAGAAAUGUAUCACGAUUUUAUGAAAGAGUAUGUUGAUUUAGGACAUAUGUCUAUUGCAAGCAAUCAAAUACCAAUUUUCCCUCUUUAUUUUAUACCGCACCAAUGUGUUUUAAGACCUCAAAGUACAUCUACUAAACUUAGAGUAGUUUUCGAUGCUUCGAGUCGUACUUCUUCACGAACUUCGCUCAAUGAUUUGUUGAUGGUUGGGCCAACUGUGCAAGAAGAAUUAUAUGCGAUUCUAAUUCGUUUUCGAUUUCAUAAAUUUGUAAUCACUGCAGAUAUAGAGAAAAUGUAUCGUCAAGUUUUGGUUGACGAAAAUGACAGAAAUUUUCAAAUGAUCCUUUGGAGACAAAGUGCUUCUGAUCCACUACAAGCCUUUCGGUUGAACACCAUAACAUAUGGAACGUCUAGCGCUCCAUUUUUAGCGAUCAGAUGUCUCAUUUAUCUAAGCGAUCUUUACAAAGAGACUUUGCCUAUCGGGGCAAAUGUUAUUCGCAGUGAUUUUUAUGUUGAUGACUUGCUAACCGGUGCCGAUAGUUUUGAUAAACUUAUAACUAUUCGAGAUCAAGUGACUCAAAUAUUGAGUUCAGCUGGAUUUAAUUUAACAAAAUGGUUUUCUAAUCACCCCGAUUUUAAUAUUUCUGAUAGAACAGAAAAAUUGUUACAAAAUGAUUCCGAUUCAGCUAAAGCUUUAGGCAUACAUUGGGUUCCGAAGAAUGAUGCAUUUAAGUUUAAUUUGGAGAAUGAUUUUAAGAAUCUUAAGGCGACAAAAAGAAACAUUUUGUCGGUUUCUUCAAGAUUGUUUGAUCCUCUCGGACUUUUAUGCCCCUUAAUAACUAAAUCCAAAAUGUUACUUCAGGAACUUUGGAUUCAAAAAUUAGACUGGGAUGAAUCAAUACCCUUGCGUCUCAAUACUACGUGGGACAAUUUUAAGGAAAAUUUGUUGAAAAUUGAUUCAAUCGAAAUCCCAAGAUUCGUCCACACCACUUCUUCAGCAUCAGUUCAAAUUCAUGGCUUUUCAGAUGCUUCAAUUCGAGCUUAUGGAUGCUGUAUUUACAUAAGAAGUUCUAUUUCAGAUAAUGUUUCUUGUCGAUUACUAACAGCAAAAUCGAAAAUCGCACCACUCAAGACAAAAUCUCUUCCGAGACUUGAGUUGUGUGCAGCACACUUAUUAGCAAAAUUGUGGAUUCGAGUUAAAAGAAUGAUCAGCUUUGAAAUCGAGAGUGUAUAUUUCUGGAAAGAUUCAGAAAUCACUUUACAUUGGAUAAAAACUCAUCCAUCUACUCUCGCAACAUUUGUUUCGAAUAGAGUUGCCGAGAUACAAGAAUGGUCAGAAAAUGUUUCAUGGCGCCAUGUGCCUACACGGCACAACCCAGCUGACCUUGUAUCAAGAGGAUGUGAUGUAGACGAUUUGAAACAAUCGAUUUGGUUUGAUGGUCCUUCAUUCCUUUUAAAUGAUAACUCAAUGUGGCCUGUUAAUAAUCACUUUGAGUUAACAGAGGAUCAAGUGUCUUUAGAAAAGAGAAAGACUAAUGUUCUUGCAGCAGUAGAGAAAUCUAUGAAUUUGGAGAAUGUUUUCUUGAAGUUGAUCGAAGAUCAUUCAUUAUAUAAAAAAAUUUUAAGAAUCACAUGCUAUGUGCUAAGAUUCAUUGAUUGUUGCAGGAAAUUUCCAAAUCAAAACACCCUACUGCUAAGGAAAUGA